Messenger RNA from Colletotrichum navitas, 3270 nucleotides. RefSeq lists its product as uncharacterized. Bases 1 to 3270 code for a protein of 1089 amino acids. The transcript has 5 exons. Gene Ontology annotation, molecular function: DNA binding. The record is from RefSeq and is a predicted model, not a curated record. Lineage: Eukaryota; Fungi; Ascomycota; Sordariomycetes; Glomerellales; Glomerellaceae.
AUGGGCGACCACCAGCCGUACGUGACCAUUCGGUCGCGACGACCCGCCGACGGGAACAGCGUGAGCAGUGCCGACUCGACUUACGGAUCCAACUCCGACGGUGCGCCCCGUACCGCCACCCACGAUGUCAGCCGCGUGAGCUACCAUGUGAAGCAUCUGGGCAGCUUCGCACAGACUUUGGAACAUUCUGCCAACAGAGCAUUUCCUAAUCGCGGGAGAUCCUCACAGCGGUAUACGAAGGUCCAAGCCCUGCUGCUCCACUGGGGCUGCGAUGACCUUUUUGUGCUGCCCGAGCUGGAGGACUUGGAAAGGUGUCUCCGGGAGGACUAUGCCUAUGAGACUGAAAUCUUCCCCAUACCGUCUGAGAACUCACAUCUGGAGCUCAUGAUGCAAGUGGGAAAGUUGAUCAAGGACCAUGAGGCCCAGGACACGCUCUUUUUAAUCUACUACGGUGGUCAUGCCAGGAUAGACGAGUCCAGGCAAAGUACCUGGUGCGCAACACGGCAUUCCGACUCGCCUUGGCUUCAGUGGUCCGCCAUUCAGACAUUGUUAGAACGUUCGGCAUCCGACGUUCUCAUCCUCCUCGACUGCUGCGCCGGCGCUGCAAGCGCAACAUUUCCCAACGGCAACAGCAUCACCGAGGCCAUCUCUGCCUCAAGCUGGGAUGCUAUCGCCCCAGAUCCAGGUCGCUACUCCUUCACGAACGCCCUGAUCGAAGUAAUGCAGGAAUGGCGCCUCCGCGCCUUCUCUGCGGCGAUGCUACACGCCGAAGUGCUCGCCCGCUUGAAGCACCCACGCCCUGUCACCAUCAACGGCAAGCUCUUCGAAGCCAGGUCGACCCCGGUCCAUUUCAUGAUGACCUCUAACCACAAGGCACCCAGCAUCGAGUUGUCCCGAGUCGUCCCCGCCGGAAAUCGGCCGCCUUCGCCCCCUCGGGAGAUCCCAGCGACUGCUGAUGGGAACGAGUUCCCCGAGGGGGUAACUGGCGGGCGUGGUCCAAGUGGCCCCAUAUCUGGCGAGCCGAACGAGGACACACCUCAUGUCAUGAUCUCGCUCGCGCUAGAGGAUGAUCAGCAACUGGAUCUCAACGCAUGGGAACAGUGGCUGUCAAACUUCCCGGCCAUGGCCAAAUACGUCAAGGUCCAGGGUGUAUUCAAAAGCCACUCUACACUCCUCCUGGUGUCCAUGCCGGUUAUGAUAUGGGACCUCCUGCCUGAGGAUCAUGCCACCUCUUUUGUGGCCUUCAUCCGGUCGAACAACCUGGUGGCCCAGAAGACAUUCAAAGAAGAGGCCGAAAUCCAAGUACCAGCGAGCAGAGGCUCUCGCGCAGCGCUUGACAGGACACAAGCUGACUCUGCGUCAACGAAUACGUUCUUUUCCGACAGCACAUACACAUAUGCUCCGACGGAUACAGGCAGAGUUCUUGGCCAGCAAGCAGCUGAUAUACGAUCCUUCUCUUUGAGCAGCGAGUUGGCUUCAGGAAUGGACGUAAAAUUACAGCACGCAGGUCUAGGAUCGUCAGGAAUAUCGCCAUCCUUGUCUCCGACUAGCGGUCACUCGACGCCGCUGCCGUCUGCCAAUUACGCAGCUUCGCUCAGCACUCUCCAGCGUCAAACCGCCGCCUUCUCUCAGGCAUCAUCCAAGGUGGCUUUUUCGAGGGCGAUGAUACCUAAUCAGCAGAGAAGUGCCCGCAGGACUGCCUUCCCCUACAUACCUGAGCCGCCCAGGUUCUCGCAGCACGUCGAGACGCUGCUCCAGCAAUACUACCGGCAGGAACCUUUGCCCAACGACGAGCAGAAGAACUUCGUCGCCUCCAAUCUGGGUAUCGAACUAUGGCAUGUCGACGCCUGGUUCCAUCAUCGGCGAGAGAGAGAUAUCGUCUCUCGGCAAUUCCAGAAGCUCAAGAUGGAUGAUCUAGUUCCAGCGGCAACCCAAGGAGCUCGGAUGAUACUGCCCCAUCAUCUCAACAAGAUCAUUGAGAUUCUGCCUCCCGGCAGGACACUACUGAUCGACCUCAGACCACCAGUAGACUAUGAAAAAUCUCACAUCAGGGGCGCCAUCAACCUUCGUGCUCCUCUGUGGCUUGUCCAGGAUGCCUCGUUCGACGUGAUUGAGCGCGCCUUCUUGGACCGCGAAAGCAGACAAAAGUUCGGAGAGUGGCAGUCAACAGUUUGCAUGGUCUUCUACGCCCGCGCCGUGGACUCUCCGUGGGAGUGUCCCGUGGCCGACGUGCUCUACGAGAAGUUUAAGAGCUGGGGCUGGCCCGGCCGAUGCUUCAUUCUCAAGGGUCAUUACAGGGAAUUCAGCGUCUCCUACAGCAAAUCCAUCGCUGGGUCCAAGAUGACGGACGAGGCAAGAGCACAUGCGGAAGCCCUCAUCCGGGCCAGCAACCAAGCGUUAACGUCGUCAAGGGAGGAUGACGUAGAGAGGAGAACCCAAUACGAGAAGCUCCUGGCCCAGAUAGACGACGAGGGCAGAGUGAACUCGUCGUCGGGCCCCAGCCAGUCAAACAGCCAGGACCGCGCGCGUGCCAUGAGCCAGCAUGAACAAGAUCUCGAAGCCGAGUUCCGCUGUCGCGUCCCAGACCUCCUCUACCGCAAAAUCCUAGAUGUCCACGGCAAUAGCGGCGGAACGGCUGCCGAAGCAUCACCCGCCGCCCAUGGCGCUGGUACCGAGGCAUCAAUAGUAGAACCAGAGGGUGCAUGGUCAGGGCAAACGAAAGCAACGGGAUGGCACUGCUCGUCUACGGGCCAUCCUGCUGGGGCUGGAGGCGACGAAGACAAGGACCGGGAUGGCGACAGAGACAGCACCACCGCAGCCUUUGGUCCCGACACGAAGGCACCGCUAGUCGAGUAUCUCGAUCGAGGUCUCUUUUACAUCCGGCAGGGGAGACUCGCCAACGCGACCGUCGUCGAGGCCUCUACUGCCACAUUUCCUAGACAUGACACAAAACCUACCACCAACCCUCCCCGCAUGGGACUCUCGAAGCUUAGGGCCGAGGACCUCCAUGGAUAUUUUGACUCGGCCGCGACCGUCUCGACGGCUUCAGACGACUCUUACGUCAAGGUCACCAAGGGCGAGGGGCAGCAGGCGGACGGCCACCCCUCCGCCUCCCCAGACCCGGUUCAUCACCACCGCCAGGAUCACCACGCCGGAUUCGGAGGGGAAGACGGGACGAGAGACGCCGCCGCCGUCGAUGGCCCGUUGAGAGAUGAAACACCCAGGAAAGGCCGGGGCGGUUUCUUCAACAAGGUUCUGCGGCGAGCAUAA